This is a messenger RNA of Ananas comosus (pineapple), 2469 nucleotides long. Its product is annotated as transcription initiation factor TFIID subunit 5. NCBI's taxonomy places the organism in Eukaryota, Viridiplantae, Streptophyta, Magnoliopsida, Poales, Bromeliaceae. The coding region runs from base 141 to 1937 and encodes 598 amino acids. The transcript is spliced from 17 exons. The record is from RefSeq and is a predicted model, not a curated record. Gene Ontology annotation, molecular function: RNA polymerase II general transcription initiation factor activity; protein binding. Gene Ontology annotation, biological process: transcription initiation at RNA polymerase II promoter. Gene Ontology annotation, cellular component: transcription factor TFIID complex.
UCACCCCUUCGUAUCAUCCGUCGCUUAAUUAGCGCAUACGGGGGCCGCGGCUAAACCCUAGAAAAAGUACAAAGGGAUCUCCCCCAAUCUCCCUCCAUCUCAAGCCCUAGCGAAGGUUUCGCUUCUCUCUCCGAUCCCCAAUGGAGGAGGAGGAGCUCGAGAAAGCGGUGCACGCGUACUUGAGGAAGAAGGGCUUCAAACUCAGCGACCUCGCGCUUCAGGAUCAGAAUCGCCUCUCCGCCUCUUCCCACAACGAUCUCGUACUCACUAGAUUAGAGAACGACCCAGUGCGGUACCAUGAUGGUUACAGCAAACUGAGAUCAUGGGCGUACAGUUCACUAGAUUUGUACAAGCAUGAACUACUUCGAGUGCUCUAUCCUGUUUUUAUACACUGCUUCAUGGAUCUAGUGGCAGAAGGACAUAUGCAGGAAGCUCGGACAUUUUUCCAUACAUUUCGUGAAGAUCAUGAACUAAUGCAUUUGCGGGAUCUUCAAAAGUUGGAAGGCAUCCUUUCUCCGUCACAUUUGGAGGAAAUGGAAUUGGCUCGUACUCUACGGCAGAGCAAAGUUAAAAUAAAAUUAUGUGAGUAUUCCUAUGAUCUUCUUCUGCAAUAUCUUCAGAAGACGCAAUCUAUUGCUAUGCUGGGGAUUAUCAAUGAACACAUAAACUUUGAAGUUUCUGCUGGAAAGCCCUCUUCAAUUGCUGAUGAUGCCGAUGUCGUUGCUCUCGUGGGGAGCAGCCAGGAUGAAGCCAAACAGAUAAAUCAGAAGGAAGUACGCUGGGGGUUACUUGAAGAUUCAAUUGAAGAACGUUUGGAAAGAGCACUUUCAGAUUCUGAGAAGGCUGAUGUUGAAAGCAAGGAGGUAGACCCAGAAGAUAACAAGAAGAGAUCAACAGAUGGAGGUAAGCAGGGUGCUUCUAUCAAGAAGCUGAAGAAGGACAAGCUUGUUGGUGUGACGGGAAAGAACGUUCGCUCCGAGACAAGCAUGGUGUCCAUGGCUCCUCGAGUGAAACCAGAACUUCCUCUACCUGUAAUGUCUAUUGAAGAUGAACAAGCUAUUCUAGAGGACUUGCGAAACCGUGUACAAUUAAGCAGCUUGGCACUGCCAUCAGUCAGCUUUUAUACCUUUAUAAAUACACAUAAUGGAUUAAAUUGUUCAUCUAUAUCAAACGAUGGAUCACUGGUUGCUGGUGGAUUCUCUGACUCAUCUGUGAAGGUUUGGGACAUGUCAAAGAUUGGUCAAGCAGGCAAAACGACCACUGUGCAGGGAGAAGAUGGGUCAGCCCAAGAGCAUAUGCUGAAUUCAGACGAGGGCAAGAGGCAGUACACAUUAUUUCAGGGCCACUCUGGACCAGUUUAUUCUACUACCUUUAGCCCUUUUGGAGAUUUUCUUUUAUCGUCGUCGUCAGACUGCACAAUUAGAUUAUGGUGUACUAAACUAAAUAGUAACCUGGUUUGCUACAAAGGACACAACUACCCAGUGUGGGAUGUUCAGUUUAGUCCAGUUGGACAUUAUUUUGCUAGUUGUUCGCAUGAUCGGACUGCUAGAAUUUGGUCAAUGGAGAGAAUCAAGCCUUUGCGCAUAAUGGCUGGACAUCUUUCAGAUGUUGACUGUGUACAGUGGCAUGUGAACUGUAAUUACAUUGCGACUGGUUCUAGCGACAAAACUGUAAGGCUAUGGGAUGUUCAAACGGGGGAGUGUGUUCGUAUUUUCAUCGGCCACAGGAGUAUGGUAUUAUCAUUGGCGAUGUCUCCUGAUGGGAGGUAUAUGGCUUCUGGUGAUGAAGACGGCACAAUCAUGAUGUGGGAUCUUUCUAGCGGCCGCUGUGUUUCGCCACUAAUGGGACACAGCUCGUGUGUUUGGACACUUGCUUUCAGGCACGUUUGGCACUCACUUUGUAUUGGAUGGAUACAACAAGAGAGCGAUGUUGGGUGAGAGGAAGGGUUAAGUGGCUCAGCAGGCCUUUUUGAUCAAAGAGCAAGGAUCGAAUUAUCAAAUCCCAUUUGAGAGUUUGGGAUUGACGUGUCGUGGGACCAUGGCUGCUAUUUGAGUCUGGUGGGAUACAAUAGGACUUGUCAAUUCGAUACUCUUCAAUCCUAACCUUUAGGGUGAGAUCUGAUAAUUCUAUCCUAAUAGGAUUAUUUGGCCACCAAAGCCUUCGACCCAGUAAAAUAUCAUCCACAAAUAUUGUUCUCUCGUCUUAUCCUAUCGAAUUCAUUUUUGGUGGCAAACGGGCACUAAAGUUAUUAUGAGUUCUCAAGAGCUGCAAAAUUGCAAAUUAAAAGAAAAUCAAUCAAGUGACUCUUGAAUCUAGAGCUUCUGUUAUUUAUACAUCUUUUUUAUUAUUAUUCCGGAGUACAGUGAUGCUCUGAGCUUGAUAAUGAAACGCUUGAUGAUCAAUGAUGCCUGCUAAUGGGUUUUACCCUGAUACUUGUUCUUUGUUGUCAUAAUCCUUUGAAUUUCAUCU